This is a messenger RNA of Chelonus insularis, 4765 nucleotides long. RefSeq names its product cytospin-A-like. The record is from RefSeq and is a predicted model, not a curated record. Gene Ontology annotation, biological process: actin cytoskeleton organization. The transcript is spliced from 10 exons. The coding region runs from base 164 to 4036 and encodes 1290 amino acids. Gene Ontology annotation, molecular function: protein binding. Lineage: Eukaryota; Metazoa; Arthropoda; Insecta; Hymenoptera; Braconidae. Gene Ontology annotation, cellular component: filamentous actin; microtubule organizing center.
GUGAGUACGUUAUAUGUAGUGAUUAAAAUGAAUUGGUACAAAAAUAAUUGUAUUCAUUAGAGAUUAAACAUCAGUACAUUGACAUCACAUAUCGUUAUAUGAAUGAUUGAUUAAAGAGGAUAAAAAUAGAACUGUUGGAUUUGGUUUAGAGUAGAUAGUGACCAUGAUGAAGUUCAAAUCGCUGUUUCGAAGAGGACAGCAAAGCCACCUGCAACACCAGCAAUCAAAUUCAGGGCAACAUCAUCAGCACCAGCAACAGUCAACCGGACAUCAGGGACAGAUGGCACAAAGUGGACUUCAACGUCAGGCGCCGAGUGUGUCAUCAUUGGAGAACAAAGCAGACAAUUUGCAGGCGGGUGCUUGGCCAGCUGAUAAAGACACCACGAAAAGCAGCUCCAAAACUCACAUGAAAAAUAGUGGAAAGCAUUCUAUCAUUAGGAUGCAAGAGCUCGAGCGCGAGCUUGAGUUUUUACGCAAAGAACGUGCGAGACUUGAGGCUAACUUGCGAGAAACAUCGGCUGAUGCUAAACGACUUCAUGAACUGCGCAUAGAACUCGCCUUUCUCAAGGAACAACACAGUUUAGAAGUUGAAAGACUGACACAAGAUAAUCAAGUUUUGCGCGCUCGUCUUCGUGAUGUUGCUCAUUCUCCCUUGUCAGAUUCAGAAAAACAACAAUUAUUACUGGAUGCUUCCAGAUUACACAACAACGCUUCUGCUCCCAUUGCUAUGGCUCAUAACGACUCUAGUGCAGCUACAUCCAACGCAAUUCCCGAUAACCCAAGAUGUGCUACUCCAGAAUGGGAUAAACAUUCAUCUAGUUCACUUUCAGAAGUUUCUGUUGCUUGCCUUCAAGAUAGAAUAUUACAAAUGGAAGAAACUCACUAUUCAACUAACGAAGAAUUACAAGCAACUAUACAAGAACUUAGUGAUUUACAAGCUCAAUUAACUGAACUCCAAACUGAUAAUGAAAGACUUACAGAAGAAAAAGGUGUCCUUCUUGAAUCACUUUGUAGACAAACUGAAAAAUUAGAAGACUCAAGAUCUAAGGUUGAUACUCUUCAAGGUUUAUUAUUGAGAGAAGAAAAACCUCAAGAUUCGUCCAAAGGAUAUAAUACCGAAAGAGAGCAAAAACUUGUAGAUUUAUUAAAGAGUGCUCAAGAAGAACGAGAAUCGUUGCUCCAAAAGCAAGAAGAAUUAACAACAGAAUUAAAAUGUUUACGUGCAUCUGCUGAAACAAGUGCCAAUGAAUCAGAACGGUUAGCAAAACGUGUUCAUUUCCUGGAAUCAGCUGUUGAUGCUAGUAAUGUUGAGAGAAAGCAGUUGGACAUUGAAUUAGCAGAGGCCAGACAAGAAAGUGCAAACAGAAAUAUUGAGAUUAGUAGACUUGCAACGUUAUUAGAAAAUGCACGUGCUAAAAUUGAAGAAUUAGAAUCGUCAAGGCAGCUGGAAACCAAAAGUGAAGCUGAUGAAUUACUUGAUGCUGCUAGAAGAGAAAAAGAUACUCUUGAAACGCAAGCAGCUGCUCUUCAAGAACAAUUAGCCCGUUCACACUGUGAUCAUGAUCGGCUUAAAGAUCAAUAUUCACAAUUACAAGAGGAAUAUAAAGUUACCCGAAACAAUGCCAAAUCAGCUAUUGACGAUUUAGAGUAUCGUCUGAGUCAACUCAAAGAUGAAAAAAUAUCCGUAAAUGCGGAACUUCAACUGGUUCGUGAUUCUCUAGCAGAACUUCAAGCUCAAUGUCAGCGACAUUUAGAGGAUAAAAGAGAACUUAAAGCUGCAUUGAGUGAAUCUCAAAGAAGAGAAAGAGAAGCUCAAUUACGUCAGUACGAACUAGAACGAGCGCUUGCUGAAGAAAGAAAGUUACGUCAAGAGGAAAGUGCAGAAUGGGAACAAUUUCAAAAUGAUUUAUUAAUGACUGUGCGGGUAGCGAAUGACUUUAAAACAGAAGCCCAAUCUGAACUCGAACGUGUAGUUUUGGAGAACAAAACACAACGAGAUAGAUUGCGAUCACUGGAAGCUCAACUGGAAAAGCUCAAUAAAGAAAAAUCAAGGAGAUGUGAAUGUCAGAAGAUUGCUUCACCGCAAUCAAAAACAGACAAAAAAAAUGUCAUUCUCACACGUGGACGGACAAUUCUAAAAAAGAAACCAAAUGAUUUAAAACUUAGUGUGAAAAAGAAAUUUGAAUCUAAAGAUUUACAUGACCAAAAAGUGAUGGAUGAAGAGAUGAAAAACAUCCCAAUGUAUCGGUAUUUAUCUUGUCCUAAUAUUGAUGAUGAAAAUACGUCUAAAAGAAUUAAUUCUAUUAAAUUAGUUGAAUUACAUGCCAAAGAGAAUAAUAAUUUAAAAUUGAAUGAUAUAAGAAGCAUUGAAUCAGAUAAUAAUAAUUCUUAUCAUAUCAAUGUGUCAAACAGUAAAUUUUUUGUACCAAGAGAUUAUUUUUUUUCAAACAUCGGACGAUCUCUUGAUGAUUUACGAUUCAACGUUGAUCCUGAAAUGACAAAGAUAUUACGAGAAAGUAUAGAACAGAAAUCUAAAAAAAUAAAUAAAAAUAAAAACGAUGAUAAUCACAGUGUUCAACAAGCAGAUUCAGAAGGAGAUUCUUCAAAAUUGAGUCAUGUGAUUGAAAAAAAAAGUCUUGGAUACAAAAAAAGUGACGAUGAUUCAGAAAAUUCAGAAAAUAAAACUUUAAAAUCAAUAUUGAUUAACAAAUCUCCAAAAGAUAAUGAUUAUACAACCACGCAUUCAACUAAUUCUAAGCAUCAUAUAAUUAUUGAUCCAAACAUUUAUCAACCAAAACCAUCGAAUGGUGAUGAUACUCUCGAAGAUGAUAUCUUCAAGGAAGAAGCCAAUCACAAAAAUAUUCUAGAUAAUAAUAAUAAAGAAAAUGUUAAUACGGAUAAAAACGUCAUGAAAUAUCCUGUGCCAGCAUGUAGAAAAUUUGUACGUUUUCAGAAUGAUGAACAAACAAAAACAGAAAAUGAGGAGAUUUCACCAGUAAAAUCUUCUACUCACGUUCAAAAAAUAAAUAAACAACCAGUAGAAAUGAGACAUUCUUGGGAGCCAAUUAGUCCAAGGUCUUCAUUUCGAGGGAGAACUCUUUCGUUGAAAGAGAAAUUUGAAUCUAUUUUGGAAGAUAAGGAACUUAAAUCGGGUCGAGGACGAGUAACCGGAAGAGCAAGCGACCUUAAUCAAAAAAAUAUAUCACCUUCAGCUCAAAGACCACCUAGUACACCAACAGAAACGCAACAAAGUGUGUUAACUAGUGUUCAACAAGAAAUAGCUGCUCGGCGGAAAGCCAACAUUUCUCGUCAAGAUUCCAGACUAUCGGUUAAGUGUUUAAUUGAAAGUAUUGAGAAUGCAACUAAACAGGCGAAAGCUGGGCCUGGUAGUAGAAGUAGUUCAACCUCUUCUUUAAAUUCAAUUGGAACGAAUGAUAUUCUGUCUUUGAAGACUCCACUGAGAGAUCAGCAACAAUUCAACAAUUUGAUUUGCGCUGCAAAUCCGGCUAACAACAAUAAAACUCAGUCUGUGAGCAAUAAAAAGUUAACACUUUCAGAGUCACAAAAAGUGUCAGUACCAGUAGUCAGCUUGAGUCCAGGAGAAUUAUUGGACACAGCAGCAUUGAAUGUAAAAACAAUUGAUUUUGUACGACGUAAUAGUGUGACUGACCUUUCUGGCAAGGAUCCUCUUUGUGGACUGGUCAAGAAUGGCGGUUCUAAACGGAAUGCAUUAUUAAAGUGGUGUCAAAAUAAGACAGAAGGCUACCGAAAUAUUGAUAUUACAAAUUUUAGUAGUUCUUGGAAUGAUGGUUUGGCACUUUGUGCUAUUCUGCACUCAUAUUUACCUGAUAAAAUACCUUAUGAUUCUUUGACUCCUUCUGAGAAAAGAAGAAAUUUCUCAUUGGCAUUUUCUGCAGCUGAAAGUGUUGGUAUUCCAACGACUUUGAAUAUCGGAGACAUGUGCCAACUAGAACGUCCAGAUUGGCAGCAAGUAAUGACGUAUGUUACAAGUAUUUACAAGCAUUUUGAGACUUAGGUGUGGAAAGAAGAAAUGUUACUUGACACGUAGAGAACGAUGGCAUCUAGUCAAUCAAAUUUUUGAUGAAAUGAAUUACUUAGAAGUCGAAUUCACUCGCAGACUAGUAAGAGUGUCAUCAUAGAAUUCAACUGAGAAUUUAUUAGAGGCAACAACCAUUAAUUAUCUAAUUAAAAUAUUAAAGUAAAAAUUAAACUCAACUAUGAGACUGAUAAACAACAUCGAUCGACGAGUUAAAAUUUUGAAUAACAGAGUAUUGUAUAAAUAUUUACAGAUAUUGCGAUGAUAAUUUAUUAAAACUAUAUAGCAUGCAAUUAUGCAAAUGAAAAUAAGUAAAAAAAAAAACAAAAUGAUGUUAAACAAUUUAUUUGAAUGGUUGAAUUAUAAAAAAAAACUUGUACUUUUUUAAUAAUCAAAGUUCAAGUAUUUAUGUAACUCGAUAUAUGUAUAUAUAUUAGUAUUUUUCUAAUGUAUUAUUUUUUGACAAAUUUUUUGUAAAGUUAUAAUGUUGUAAAGGAAUUGAAUUGAUUAAUUUAAGAUAUCUAAUUUAUUUCAUUAGUCACAUUUAGUAUUUUAUGCAGAGAAUAAUUGAGUUCGAUAAUAUUUGAUUAUUGGAUUACAUUUUGGUCAGUUCGCAUAACUUAAAUAAAUAAUUAAACGAUGAAAAAAAGGUAAUCCAAUAUAAUAAUUGAGAACUCUGUGAUAUAGUGUAAAGUAAACCAUAAAAAG